Molecule: messenger RNA, 1372 nt
Organism: Exophiala oligosperma
Lineage: Eukaryota; Fungi; Ascomycota; Eurotiomycetes; Chaetothyriales; Herpotrichiellaceae
Exons: 1
Coding region: 1-1134 (377 amino acids)
Source: RefSeq, a predicted model, not a curated record
AUGUUGAAGUCGUUGCUUAUCGAGCAAAGUUUAGAGAACAGAGGCAUCGACAAACUCGCCUAUGUUAUUAUGCGAGAUAUGAUCCAACAUCUGAAGCAAUUUAACAAGCCUGGUCGGUCUCAAGAGGCCAGGACACCACCUGGAAAAGAGCCAAUCUCUAGUCCUCAGCAACUUGCGGCAUACACUAGUUGGGCCAUGUUCGUCUCUACUACCGCUGCAACUUUUGCGGUUCGCAACCGGCCUGUGAUGGAACCUCCUAUCAACUGGCAGGCUCGUCUCUGCCAAGGGGAACCGGCCGACGUAUGGUCACCCUACCCCCGUGUUAGUCCUUUAGUAGUUGCCCAUCCCAGUUGCUAUCUGCAUCACCUGAGCGGCUGGUACGAAAUCUGCUACCACAUCAGUCAGUGUGUUUUCGUCGACGACACUGCGAAGAUCAACCCCGUCGCGCGUGACAGUCUGGAAGAGCUUCAUCGUGACUUAACGACUUGGUAUAACAAUCUUUCGGACUGUGUCCAAGUUACGGGAGUCCAGACACCCCAUACUUUGAGCGUACAUGCCCAGUAUCAUUGGGCUGUGUUGGUAUUAUCAGAACUGACAUUAACACUAGAGGCGGAGGAUGACGACGACGCAACUCUCGCUCUUCUCUUCCCUGUUGUACGAACGCAAAACAUGACCUCAGCCCUGGCCAUAGCCGACCUUGUCCACCUUCAGUCCGUGUACUGGGGCGUCGACCAUAUACCCUUCAGCUUUCUCCAACCAGUCAACGCGGCCUUGUCUGUCGUCGUCAACGAUCUCGACGGCGAUCAGUGCAAAUCGUCAUUUGUUAAACUGGCUGUAGCCUUGCACGGUUUGUCUCGCCGUUCGGUUUCCGCGGAGAGCAUGUUGCGUGUUUUACAUCUCAAACUACGUCAACUGCAGCUUAUGUCGUCGAACAAUUUUAAAACCAUGUUCAAAGACACCGAUAUCCAGUUUGAAGGCAGUAUUUCUUCACCUUCUAUUGGUGUGAAGCCUGCAGGUAAAGCUGCGACAGCAUUUGGUGCCGGCCCGAUGGCGGAAUCUUAUGAGGCAUUGGUGGAAAAAUGGAGCCAAUUUCAUACUAGAGCUCCAUCUUCUUCAGAUUCAUCGUCCAGCUAGCAGAACGACUAACGAUUUAUCGACAUACAAGAACUACACGGUGGGUCUAACGACUGGCUGCAUCGUACGAUAGAGAUAUCGGAAGUUUUAAAGCGACUGCUCCCUAAGAUAGAGACACUCUUAAGGAAUAUGGAUAAACCCCUUCAAAUAUGAAAUGGCAGGAAUCGGAGUGGUGAAUUGAUCCAGGUUUGUCUGUAGAGCCUGCGAAGUAUAAGCCUAAGAGGUGGAUUGCGAUCAG